Molecule: messenger RNA, 1779 nt
Organism: Carassius carassius (crucian carp)
Lineage: Eukaryota; Metazoa; Chordata; Actinopteri; Cypriniformes; Cyprinidae
Product: cyclin-dependent kinase 9-like
Exons: 7
Coding region: 105-1220 (371 amino acids)
Biological process (GO): protein phosphorylation
Cellular component (GO): nucleus
Molecular function (GO): cyclin-dependent protein serine/threonine kinase activity; ATP binding
Source: RefSeq, a predicted model, not a curated record
UAGUUCAAUGGAAGAACGUCAGAAAGUAAACGGAGCUCUUCGUCGUGUUUUAAACAUGGGUAUGCCUGUUGUGUGUGUUCAGGCCGGACAGAGAGGCCGCCAUCAUGUCUAAAUACUAUGAUGGGGUCGAGUUUCCCUUCUGUGAUGAGUUCUCUAAAUAUGAGAAGCUGAAAAAGAUCGGCCAGGGCACAUUUGGGGAGGUGUUCAAGGCCAAACACAGACAGACGGGGAAGGUGGUGGCUUUAAAAAAAGUACUUAUGGAGAAUGAGAAAGAAGGGUUUCCCAUCACAGCUCUGAGGGAGAUCAAGAUCCUACAGCUGCUCAAACAUGAGAAUGUGGUGAACCUCAUUGAGAUCUGCAGGACAAAAGCCACUCAGUUUAACCGGUACAAGGGCAGCAUCUAUCUAGUGUUUGAUUUCUGUGAGCACGACCUCGCUGGACUGCUGAGCAACGCUAAUGUUAAAUUCACUCUGGCUGAGAUUAAGAAGGUGAUGCAGAUGCUGCUGAAUGGACUUUACUACAUACACAGAAACAAGAUCCUCCACAGAGACAUGAAAGCAGCCAAUGUUCUGAUCACCAGAGAAGGCGUCCUGAAGCUGGCUGAUUUUGGAUUGGCCAGGGCGUUUAGUUUGGCUAAGAACAGUCAGGGGAACGGCUACACAAAUCGGGUCGUCACACUGUGGUACCGACCGCCUGAACUGCUGCUCGGUGAGAGAGACUAUGGGCCUCCCAUAGAUCUGUGGGGUGGAGGGUGUAUCAUGGCAGAGAUGUGGACCAGAAACCCCAUCAUGCAGGGCAACACAGAACAGCAACAGCUCACACUCAUCAGUCAGCUGUGUGGCUCUAUUACUCCUGAGGUUUUGCCCGGUGUGGAUAAGAAGUAUGAGCUGUAUCAGAAGAUGGAGCUUCCUAAAGGUCAGAAGCGUAAGGUGAAGGACAGACUGAAGGCUUAUGUGAAAGACCCGUACGCUCUGGACCUCAUCGACAGACUGCUGGUUCUUGAUCCGGCUCAGAGAAUAGACAGCGAUGACGCUCUCAACCACGACUUCUUCUGGUCCGACCCCAUGCCCUCUGACCUCAAAAACAUGCUGUCCACACACACCUCCAUGUUUGAGUACCUGGCACCUCCACGCAGGAGAGGACACAUGCCCCAGCAGCCAGCCAAUCAGAACAGAAACCCUGCCACCACCAGCCAAUCAGAGUUUGAGAGGGUGUUUUGAUUAAUACGGCCAGCUGUGAUUGGUCAAGGAAAUAGAGACUUCUGAUUGAAUAGGAGGAAACUUUAGUGGUCUGAUUACGGUACACAAUAUAAGACCCUUUCAACUUAUUGCUACAUCACAAUGUUGUGUUUGCAAAUAUAGUUCUUGUUUAGUGUUUGCACUAACAGAAGCUUUAUCUAAAUCACAAAAAAUACUGAUGAGCUCCGUGAUAUGAACUGCUUAAUCCAUACUGAGCUGAUCCAGCAACAGCGUGAGUUUAUUAUGCUGCAUUGUGAGAGAAAAAAAAGUGUACUUAACGUUUUCAAGCACAGAUUCAGUAUAGUAUAUCCUAUUAAAAGUCUGCUUUUCACAUUGAAAAUACUUCUAAAAAUGUUAAGUUAGUCUGGGAGAACCAGCAACCAUUAUUUAAACACCUGGUCAAGAUCUUUUCAGAUUUUAUUUUUUUUAAAGAUGUUUUUAUUUGUGAGAUCGUGUGUUUGGGUUGGAUUGAGAUAUUGGUGUAGAAGUUACUUGUAAGUGUCAUACACUAAUAAAAACUCUCAUUUCCCAGCUUUGUUUU